This is a messenger RNA of Aureobasidium musti, 6214 nucleotides long. NCBI's taxonomy places the organism in Eukaryota, Fungi, Ascomycota, Dothideomycetes, Dothideales, Saccotheciaceae. The record is from the annotation of a GenBank genome assembly.
CAUUGCCCCUCUCUCAACCGUCAUUUCCCACAAACCCAAUUAUCCCCCAACCACACAAACCAUCAUGACCCGCGUACUUNNUUUGACUGGAGGCUCUGGCUUCAUUGCCGCCCACGUUCUUGACAUCCUGCUCGAGCAUGGCCACUCGGUCGUGACGACUGUCCGCUCCCAGGAAAAGGCCAACAAGAUCAAGGAGGCCCACCCCAAUGCUUCCGAGAAGCAGCUCUCCUUUGCUAUUGUCGAAGACAUUGCACAGGAGGGCGCNCUUGACAAAGCUGUCGUGUCAGACCCUCCUUUCGAGGCCGUCAUUCACACUGCUUCUCCCUUCCACUUCAAUGUCACAGACGUUCAGAAGCUGCUCGACCCAGCCGUCAUCGGAACCACCGGCAUCCUGAAGUCGAUCAAGAAGAGUGCACCAUCAGUCAAGCGCGUUGUCAUCACUUCGAGUUUCGCUGCCAUCAUCAACCCCAGCAAGGGCAAUUGGCCUGGUCACACCUACUCCGAAGCCGACUGGAACCCCAUCACUCACCAGGAGGCUCUCGAGAACCCUGCUGCAGGAUACCGUGCUAGCAAGACCUUUGCCGAGAAGGCUUCGUGGGAUUUCCUCGAGAAGGAGAAGCCCAACUUCACCAUCGCUACAAUGAACCCUCCUCUUGUUCUUGGUCCCAUCGUCCACUACCUGAACUCGCUCGACGCGUUGAACACCAGCAACCAGCGCAUCAGAGACAUCUACCAGGGUAAGGCCAAGGAGCAGAUCGCCGAGACUGGUACCUUCUUGUGGGUUGAUGUCCGCGACCUUGCACUCUGCCACGUCAAGGCAAUGGAAGUCGAGGCUGCAAGCAACAAGAGAUUCUUCGUCACUGCUGGCCACUUCUCCAACAAGGAGAUUUCUGAGAUCAUCAAGAAGGAAUAUCCUCAGACAAAGGACUUGCCUUCAGAGAGCACCCCUGGCGGCGACUACCCCAAGGAUGGUGUGUACAGCUACGACAACAGCAGAACCAAGGAGGUGCUGGGCGUCCAGUUCAAGUCACUUCACGAGUCAAUCAAGGACACUGUCAAGUCAUUCCAGUCGUUCUACUACAAGACCUUUGAUGAGAACCGCUCUGCCCUCGGUGCCCUUUACAAGGACCACUCUAUGCUCACCUUUGAGAACUCCCCCGUUCAAGGUGCCGCUGGCAUUACCGAGAAGCUCGUUGUUCAGCACGAGGUUUCCAGCUUGGACGCUCAGCCCUCCAACGAGGCCGGUGGUAUCCUGGUCGACGAGGAGCAGAGACCCAUGAGCUACACCCAGUCCUUCCAGCUCCUGCCCGACGGUGCCGGCAGCUACUACGUCUUCAACGACAUCUUCAGACUCCAUGGUCCUGUGUUUCGGUCUCGGCAUUGGCAACAUCUUCCUCUUCCACUGGGUCAUCCUGUUCGCCGUGAUAUGCCUNNUAUUUGCUCGUUCAUCAUCCUCUUUGUCGAAGUCCCUCUCCUCCUGCGCAUCUGCCCGACGUCGUCUACCUUUGACACAUUCAUCCGCCGAUUCGAGACCAAUUACAUGCGCGCUGCGAUUUACCUUGCAAUGAGUGUCAUCCAAUGGAUCUCGCUUGCCGUAAAGACGACCAGUCUUAUUGUCGCUGCGAUCGUCCUGCUUAUCACGGCUCUCUUCUAUGCAUUGGCUGGUGUCAAGGGUCAAGGCUUCGUUGGAAGCAAGACUUUGGGCGGUCACGGCGUCGCUCAAAUGAUCGUCUACGCCGAACUACCAAAAGUGCCUCCGCGUCCAGCUCGCACCCAAGAGCGGGCUGCAGACCCCACCGUGAAUGCUCCAAUAAUUCCUCCUCGUCCCCAGCGCCGCACUGAGAGAUCUGUCUCUCCUAUGAGGNNGGGAGAGUACACUCGUUCUNNCCCCCUGAACGACAUGCCAGCUACCAGCCCCAACGCCAAUGGCAAGAUGUACAGCCAGAGAAACCUCUCGGCCCAGGACCUGCCUCCUCGUCCCCCGAGUGUCAGCCUUCCCUCAAUCGGCCAGGAAGGCAGCGAAUAUGCCAAUCUCCAGGAAGAAGAACAAGCAGCUGCCGAACAGCACCGAGUCAUCUCUCCCGACUUGCCCAUGCAUGCUCCCACGGCAUCUGUGCCCCAAUCAACUGCCAAAUCCAGAAUCCAGACCGUGACUCGUACCGACUCUAGUCAAGCCGCAUCUCACGGGAUUGGCUCGCCUGGAGACGCUGUGCACCCUCUAAGAGCGAAGGCGAGCUUCAGUCGUUCCAACCUGUCCUUGUCUCAUGAGCCUACUGAGGAGGACGAACAUGGCAUUCCCGAAAUUGGUCUCCAAGUGCCUAUGUUGAAAUACGCUGGUGAUGUCCAGGCACCUACACCAACUCCUUCGUCAAAGGCUGGAACACCGAGUAUUAGCUUCAACGAUGCAGCUCCCCGUAACCACCAUCGCAAGCGUAGUUCGCGUCAAGAGUUCCACGGUCCUCCUGGUAGUUAUGGUCUGCAUGGCCAUCGUCUAGAUCCCACGGAUCAGUUCGAGAAAGCGUGGUAUGCCAAGCACCCCGAAGAGCUUGUCAAGGAGCAUCGUCCUUACGAUCCUGGCCACGCUCCUGGUGACUGGGCCCUGAGCAGUGACGACCUCAAUAAACUGGUUCAUCAGAACUCUGGCCAUGGUCUCGGAAUGGCCUACACUUCCCGCAUGAACUCACCCAAGCCCUUGUCAAGUCUCAGCAAGCGCCCUUCGAGCGGUGCCCAACCUGCUGUCGAGUCCCCUCUCAAGAAGGAAUCUUUCAAUCUGAAAGAAAUCUCACAGAACAACACCGCUUUGGAGAGUGAGGUCGAGGAUGAGGUCAUUCACAUCGACCCUCCAGCCCACCGUCACAGCAAAAUUCAUGGUGGUGGUUACGACCCUCCUACCGUAGACCUUGGUCCCGAGGGAGGCAACACUCAAGAGCGUGGCGGUUGGGUCGUCGAGAACGGAGAUGGUAUUCCCAUUUUGGCCUCGGAUGAGGUUGCCAAAAACAACCCCGAAGCCGUCUACUGGCAGCCCGCUGUCUCGCCCUCCAAGGAAAGAAAGGGUAACGACUACUAUGAUGCGUAUGCAUCUGAUUCCUCGGCUACUGGUCCUUCCCGCAGACGUAGUAAGGAGAAGCUCAGAACCAGCAGUGGUGGUGAACUGGCUAGAUUCAAGUCUCGCGAGGCUCAACCUUCUGGUGCUGGCACUCCUCUUGAGGAGAUCGAAGAAUACGAGCCCCUCUUCCCCGACGAUGACGACAAGCCCCAACAGCCUCUGACUGUUGCUGACAAGGUCAAGCGUCCUGACUUGGCUCGUCAUCACUUCCCUAGUCAAGACAUUUGGGAGGAUGUUCCCGAAAGUCUGCAGUAUCAGACUGAGGUCUCCGGUCCUCAGGAGCCUGAGGAGCUCACGACUUCUACUACUUUCGAACACCCUGACAAGGAACAAGCACGUAAGGAGGGCAACAACCCUGAAGAUCGUGCCGACUUCCUUUCUCAAGAAGCUAAGAGGAUGGCUAAGACUGGUUUCAAACCUGGCGUUUCUGAAGACAUGACCCGCCCUGGCUACAAGAAUCGUUUCCCUAGCAGAGAUAUCUGGGAAGACUCACCUGACAGUCUGCAGCUGGAGACUACCGUUGACACACCACAAAUGGAGGCCGAGGAUAUAUCGAGUCCUGCUGAUGUCAAGUCGCCUGUGAUUCCUCCGCGUCCUGCUCGGUCUUCCAAGCUCUCCGAGAUCUCGCUUCCCGAGCCCGAACAGAGCACUAAGCCUCAGGUUCCGGCAAGGCCAGCUGGUCAACAGGCUCCUGUAAUCCCCGAGCGCCCUAAGCCUCAAGUGCCUGCCCGACCCGCGAAGUCUGAGAACACUCAACCUCAGGAUGGUGCAUCGACCGAUAGAGCUGUAUCACCACCAGCUGCAAAGGCCAAGCCUGCAGUUCCUGCAAGACCAGCGGGUAACAAGUUCGCGGCACUUAAAGCCGGCUUCCUCGAAAACUUGAACGCGCGUCUGGGCUCUGGGCCUCAAGCUCCUCCCAAACACGAAGAGCCCGCCGAAGCGCCCGCUGAAGAGAAAGCUCCUCUUGCCGAUGCUCGCAAGGGCCGUGCUAGAGGUCCCGCUAGAAGAAAGCCCGCUGCUGAGUCUGCCGCAGCUCCUGCAGCCGCGUCCGGCGCGUCAACUUUGUCAAUCGGUACUACGUUCACCAUCUUCCAGAUCAACGAUCAAGGAGAUUUGUCCGUACCCAUCGAACAGCUUUCACCUGCUCUAGCCAAGGGUGCUCAGGAGAUGGAGAAGGUGGCUGCAGCAAACACCGAGGGUGCUGCCCCUGCCCCUACAUCUUCAGGCGCUGACAACGAAAAGACUACCCUCUCAGGUCUUCCUGCUCAAGCGAUUGGUCACAUUGGCGACACGCCUGACCCCAAGUUGUCGCAGUCAACAAUGGAGCGUGCAUCAGCCAUUCAGUCCGAUUUUGAGGCAGCCCUCGCCGACUCAGAAAAACAUGGCGAGCAACCUGCUGAUGGUGAGACGGAUGUCGUUCCUUCGAUCGCUGAUCGCUCCUCAGAGGUGCCUAUUCCAGGUCAGACUGCUACUCAGGAUACGCGAUCUCCAGAUGGACUCAAGGGUGAUGUCGAGAAGUCUGAACACACAGCCACUACGAGCAAGUCUGUUGACACAAACACUGCCGAUGGCUCUGGGGAGAGUCUCGUCUCCAAGAUCGGCCAAUCUGUCAACAGCGCCGUGAACUAUGUGUCAGAGUCUGUCUCUGAGACUGUCCAGGGAGCAACAGCAUCUGAGAGCAAAGAGUCCACUGAGCAGCAAACCAAGCCUCAAAUGACUGACACAAGUGUACAAACCGGUCAACAAGACAUCACUAUCAAGAGCCCAACAGGCGAAGAGNNGGAAAGCAUGACAUUGCACCUCGGAGGCCGCGCAGCCAAGGAGGGCAAUGUGGUGGUCAAGGAUGGACAGGAAAUUGUAGGAGACAUGGAUGAACGCCACCGUACCGCCACUACUGGCCACGAUGACGGAAGCUACGGAGUUAUGGGAGGCCAUCAAGGUAGCGGACGGGUGACAAUCUCGAGUGUGGAGGGUCAAUCUAUCUACUGGACUUCGACUUCCCGUUCAUCUAUAAUGUGUAGAUAUGACGAUGGAAUGUCGUGCCCAUUCGCUACAACUCCAACCAAAAUGUCCAAAUCCACUUCCGAACAAACCAUUCUCGUGACAGGAGCAUCAGGCUUCAUGGCCACACACAUCAUAUCCUCUUUCCUGUCAGCCGGCUACAACGUGCGCGGCACCGUUCGCUCUGAAAAGUCGGCAGAGGCAGUCAANAAGACUCACGCCAACCAUGCUUCCAAACUCUCCUUCGCUAUUGUGCCUGAUAUCGCAGCUCCCCACGCUUUCGACUCCGCCGUCAAAGGCGUAGACGGUGUAAUACACAAUGCCUCCCCAUUCGCCUUUGACGUCAAAGACAACGANAAAGAAUUGCUUAUUCCAGCCAUCCACGGGACUAAAAGCUGCCUAGAGGCGGUCAAGGAGUUUGCACCCAAUGUCAAGAGGGUGGUUGUCACAAGCAGCUUUGCAGCUAUUGUGGAUAUGAGCAAAGGCAAAAGACCUGGCUACACAUACACAGAAAACGAUUGGAACCCUUGCACAUACGAGGACGCCAAAAACGGAGAUGGAGCUGUGGCGUAUUGUGCAAGUAAAGCGUUUGCAGAAAAAGCAGCUUGGGAGUUUGGAAAAGAUGAUGAGGUUAAGUUUGAUGUUGUGACUAUUUGCCCUCCAAUGGUUUAUGGACCUUCCAACCACUCCGUCCCGGAUCUGCAAAAACUCAACACUAGCUCGGCAGAUAUUUAUCGCUUUAUCAACGGCAGCACCAACGAACCUGGCGAUACUGCAUUCCCUCUCUGCGUCGAUGUGCGUGAUGUAGCAACUGCACACCUCAAAGCCUAUGAGGUUCCUGAAGCUUCCAACCAGCGCUUUGCCGUCACGUUGGGCAACUUUACCUAUCAGCGUGUUUGCGACAUCAUCAGGGAAAAGUUUCCAGAGCUGAGGAGCAAGGUGCCAGAGGGAAAUCCUGGCGAGGCGUAUCCUGAUUUCUUCGGUUUGAGCAAUGAGAAGGCGAAGAAGGUUUUGGGAAUGGAGUUUAUAGGGCUUGAGCAGAUGGUUGUCGAUACGGUGAAAAGUUUGUUGGAGCUGGAGAAGGCUGCUGGUGAGACUGGUGGAAAG